AUGAAACCAAAGCCAUUAAAUCUGACAAAAUCCUUGUCUUUUCUCUCUGCUCGUCUUUCCUCUUCACUUUCCUCUCAAUUGCAUCAAAUUCAAUCGGAAAACCGGCUCAUAAACCGCUCGAGCGACGACAAUAAGUUGCAAGAUGCCAUCUUUCACCUCUGCCAACAAAAGCGCUUGAAAGACGCCAUUAAUUUACUCGAAAAGAACAAGCUUCACAACCCAUCUGCAUCUCUAUACAAGACGGUCUUGCAGCUCUGUAUUGAAAAGAGAGCUCUGGAUGAUGGCAAACGCGUCCAUGCCCAAAUGGGAAGCUCUGGUUUCGUGCCCGGGAUUUUCAUCUCGAACAAGGUUCUCGAUUUGUAUUGUAAAUGCCAGAGCAUAUCAGAUGCCCAGAAGAUGUUUGAUGAAAUGCCGGAAAGAGACUUGUGUUCUUGGAACACGUUGAUAUCUGGGUAUGCGAAAGCAGGCCGGGUUUCAGAAGCGAGAAAGCUGUUUGAUGAAAUGCCUAAGAGAGAUAACUUUUCGUGGACGGCUAUGAUUUCAGCAUACGUGAAGCACAAACAGCCAGAAAAUGCAUUGGAGCUCUGUCGGCUGAUGCAGACAAACGAGAGUAACGUGUGCAAUAACAAGUUCACUGUUUCCAGUGUUUUAUCAGCCUCAGCUUCUGUGCACUCUUUGCGUUUGGGAAAGGAGAUUCAUGGACGUAUAGUGAGGACAGGCCUCGAUUCUGAUGCUGUAGUUUGGAGUGCUUUAUUUGAUUUGUACGGAAAAUGUGGGAGCUUGAACGAGGCAAGAUACAUUUUUGACAGAACUUCAGGGAAGGACGUUGUGUCCUGGACAUCAAUAAUCGAUCGGUAUUUUGGAGAUGGAAAGUGGGAAGAAGGGUUCUCUUUAUUUUCUGAAUUUCUAAAUACGGGUAUCAAGCCCAACGAGUUCACAUUUUCUGGUAUUUUAAAUGCGUGCGCCCAACAAACGACCGAGGAAUUAGGCAGGCAGAUCCACGGCCACAUGAUUCGUACAGGUUUUAAUCCCCAUUCGUUUGCGGCUAGUGCACUUGUUCACAUGUAUACAAAAUGUGGUAGUGUAGAAAGAGCACAUAGAGUGUUCGAGUGGCUUCCAAAUCCUGAUUUAGUUUCGUACACAUCUUUGAUUAAUGGGUAUGCCCAAAAUGGUCAGCCCCUUGAAGCUUUGAAGCUGUUUGACAAUUUACUGAAAUCCGGUAAUAAGCCUGACCAUGUGACUUUUGUUGGUGUUUUAUCAGCAUGUACGCACGCAGGUCUAGUUGAUAAGGGUCUUGAAAUUUUCUACUCGAUUAAAGAUAUAUAUGGACUGAGCCAAACUGCAGACCACUAUGCUUGUGUGGUUGAUCUCUUGAGUCGCUUGGGUAGAUUUCAAGAAGCUGAGGAUAUCAUCAGCCAAAUGCCUAUGAAACCCGACAAGUUCUUGUGGGCUUCUUUGCUAGGUGGAUGCCGAAUUCAUGGGAAUUACAGACUUGCCGAGCGUGCGGCUCAAGUUUUGUUCCAAAUUGAGCCGGAAAAUGCGGCUACUUACGUGACUUUAGCAAAUACUUAUGCAAGUGCCGGAAAAUGGGGCGAUGUUGCUAAAGUUAGAAAAUUAAUGGAUGAGAAUCGAGUCGUAAAGAAACCCGGCAUGAGUUGGAUCGGUGUUGAGAAGAAGGUUCAUGUUUUCGUGGUCGGGGACCAAUCCCACCCGAACUCAAAAGAAAUAUUCGAUUAUUUGGGGAAAGUAUCCAAGAGAAUGAAAGAAGAAGGUUAUGUGCCUCACACGAACUAUGUAUUGCAUGACGUGGAGGAAGAGCAAAAGGAGGAAAGUUUAUCGUACCAUAGCGAAAAACUCGCGGUGGCAUUUGGUAUCAUAAGUUCUCGACCGGGUACCUUAAUUAAGGUUUUUAAGAACCUAAGGACUUGUGUAGAUUGCCAUACGGCGAUUAAGUUCAUCUCCAUAAUUGCCGAUAGGAAAAUAAUCGUGAGGGAUUCAAGUCGGUUUCAUUGUUUCGAGUCGGGAAGGUGCUCAUGCCGUGAUUAUUGGUGA
Molecule: messenger RNA, 2052 nt
Organism: Striga hermonthica
Lineage: Eukaryota; Viridiplantae; Streptophyta; Magnoliopsida; Lamiales; Orobanchaceae
Source: the annotation of a GenBank genome assembly